AGAGGCGGCUUGCGUUGACAGCGGUUGUUGGUACUGACUGAGCGAAGUACGGCGGCACAAAUAUCGCUCGUCCGUCUGUCUGUUUUUCUUUAAAAAGUGCUUUAAAAGUUGACAGCUGCAAACAUGCAGUCCGAAUCGGGAAUAGUUCCCGAUUUCGAGGUUGGAGAGGAGUUUCAAGAGGAGCCGAAAACGUAUUACGAACUGAAGAGUCAACCCUUGAAAAACAGGUCAGUUGUUGAGCUGAGGGGACAGUUAUUUCCCACGCUGCAGCGGUUUUUGUGUUUGGGUGAUAAUGAAGCUGCAGACUUUUGUGAGAGUUGUUCCGAGUCUGUGCAUGUGUUAGUUAGGCUGGGUCACUGAUGUUUCUACAGCUUCAGCUCUGCACUGGGAUCCAACUUGCCUGUCAUUCCUUAUGGUUUUCCAGCUGGCAUGAAGUUAUGCAACACUUGGGUGUUGUCUUGUCAACAUCAACUUCAAAUAUUAGCUCUGAGAGGAGCAGACAGGUCAGGAUGAGAUGCUGCUGCUGCUCUGCCUCACUUUUCUUCAUGGUUGAUGUGUAUGAUAAAGCUGAUGGGUGGCUUUGUUUUUAUAGGGAUUCUCCAGGCAAAUACCUCGACAUGGUUGUAAGAUAUACGUGGGAUGUGUCACAUUAUGUCAUGCUGUUGAUGGUUGGACUUGUGAUUUAUGAGUGUUUCUUUUAGGUUGAGAUUAUACUAUGAAAUGCACUUAAACAAAAUAAACUUGUAGAAAGUGUCAGACCUUCAAAAAGCUGCAGAAAUUGUACUAAAUCUUGAGAAAACAGACCCUUUUCAACUAAUAACCUUGCAGCAAUUAAUAGACACUGACCUAUGUAGCAGUGUAUUAACCUGUUUUGUUAAGACUAUCACUAUUUACAGGAAUGGGAGGUGAAGAAUCAUCACUGAGUUGAGUCAGGUCUAUGUGGUCUGAUAUAACCUUUCAUCCUAUUUCUGGAGGUAUGUGAGUGUGCAGUCUGACUCUCCUGUUAAUGAUUUCACAUUCAUGCGGUUGGUUCUGUCAAAUUGCUCAUUUAAGUCCAGGAGGCAAAAAAUGAAAUGAAAGAAUUUAUCAAUCUAGAGGAGGAACUUUGUGCUUUCAUGCUUUGUGUUAAAAGUAACCAUUCAUAUAUCUUUGCAGCAGCUGAAGCAAGCCAUAGAAGCCAUAGUCUUUUAAAGCUCCUCUGAUGAGCUUUCACUUUGCUGCAGUUUUGGUGCCCCUCCAUGGACAAAGCAGGCUUUGCUUAUCUUGACCUCUUCAUGCUCAAGUAGUGUCUUUCCCUCCUGUCAACUUUUUGACGAUGAAAUGUACCAUUUAUUGUGAAUACUUAUGUGGUAAUUGUUUUUAAAAAAGUCCCUUUUGGGGACUGACAUCUUUUCCCCUCACACCAGUCUCAAGGUCCUUACACACCGGGAACGACGCAAAUAUACGACUCAAAAUUACGAAAUAUUCGGAGACAAAUUUUGACACGCCUGACUAUACACAUCAAGCGCAAUGCGAUUUUGCGACUUUCCCAGGGGAAGAAACGACGCGAAUAGUCUGACACAACAGCAGACUGAGUGUUUUUCAGUUCUGAUUAGACUCAAGUGUUGAGAUGGCUGUCUGUCAUGAUAGCAUGUACUGAGUCGGGGCCAGUACCAGAUAAGCACAUUAAACUAUAAUCCAUAAACGUAAGGUAACAACCGAGACCUAAUGGUGCUGUGACAACAACGUGAGUGAGUUUGAGACAGUGAAAAUACAUAUGGUAUGUUGUAUCUGAACAGGUUAGCUUACGAGCUAAAGUUACGUAGCACUUACUUUUGUCCCUGAUGUUGUUGUUUGCUUUUGGAUAUCAUGAAAAUGCAAUAACACCAAUUUCAGUCUAUUUCAUAUGUGACAAAAAAAUCCCUUAUAGGAGCUUUAAAUAUGAUUUAAAUGCAUUGAAACCCAAGCCACCAUUGGAAGUCAGUAAUAAAUAAGUGUGAUUAAAUAGUUCUGUAUUCAGCAGCAGUAGUUAAAAAACAUUAUUUGAAUGAGGAGGUAUAAUGUUUUUUUUAUUAUCAAGUGAGCCUAAGUUUGUUAAUGGGGCAAGUUUUAGUGACAGUGAACUGAACUAGCCCGGUUGUUCCUUCUUUUUACACUUUUUUUAGCCAUAGUGUCGCAAACUAGCUUUGAAAUGAAGAGGAAAAAAAACUGAACUAACUUUUGGCACAAGAAAAAAAGUGAAUAAUUACUUUUGACUUAUCAUAAAGCACAUCGUGUGAAUUCCAACUUGUUAAACUCGACAAUUCCUAGAUACUGUGACCUCUUUUGCUUGACAUAACCUAAAUUCAACUUAAUUACCAAAUAUUACAGCCCGUAUGAUAAUAUAUGAGCAGGUUUAAUUUAGGUUAUGACAAACAAUGUAGGUCUCUUUUCAUACUAAUGCAUCAUUAAAGCUGUGAUAUAACAGGCGAGUUGUGAAACUCACCACUUUGCCUUAGUGACGAUGACGACGGUGAUGACGACAAUAAAUCUAUUAACAGGACGGUGUGUGGUUAUCUCUAUCUGGUGUCUAAAUGUCUGUAACGUUGUUUAGCAGUAGCUUCAUUGUCAGGGUGAGACAUAGAGAAGACAGUACGCCACUGUGUGCAGACAGAGCGCUCAUUGCAGACGUUUGGUGGAUUCCUGUUAUUUCUUCCCCCUCUGGCUCUUGACAUUUUGUAUCAGAUUUAUAGUUUUAUCUCUUCUUUUCUCCAAAUGAAACCAAAACAGCAGUUCAGAAGGGGGGAAAAACAGUUCAUCUUGUGCAGACUUAACCUUUAACCCAAUUCUGCAUGUUUUAAACCAAUUUCUCCAUUAGUGAAAUGUCAUUACAGUGUUGCACAUACGUGGCCUGAAUCGGAGCCGUGUUGUGUUGUGUUGCUGCAGUCGGAGCAGCAGUCUCAGCUCUGGUUCUGGAUGAUCACAGAUUAUUUCAUUUCAUGCCGUUUACUCUGGAAUAUGUGAAGUUGUCUGAGGAGUUGUUGUGGAUUGGAGGUAUCCCACUUCCUCUUCCCAUCACAUGAGAAUGACCCAGCAAAAUAGUAGUCACGAGGACUGUAUGAUGAGACAUUGUUGCGCAAAAAAAAAGGAUAAAAUUAGCGUGAUUGAUUUUUUUGACUCGUGUGAUGUCUUGCCAUGUCCACCCCCACGCUGUUUCGAAAUCCAAAAUCCAAAGUGUGGCAAAAUCAGAUGUCAGUACAGUUUUGCUGUCCUUGUAUGAGUUCGACAGCACGCACAGACAGCUGCAGACGAUGUGACAGACUCCUUGUGCCUAAUAUAGAUGUGAGACAGGCGCUGGAGCUAGUCUUCUAUGCAGUGUAAAUAAGCUGUAUAAAUUUAGCAGUGGAUGUGUUAUAUCCUAAACCGAGAGUGAUGGGGAAGUUUUUUUUUUUUGACAUGCUGAACAUUCAAGCAUGAUCAGUCAACUUCAGACUUGGAAUUAGAGAAACUUAGUUUAAUAUGAGGAGUGUAUUAAGCUGGAAACUGUGGUGGAGACUGUCAAAUCUUUGUAUAUAUUCAGUUUGACCUCCAUCACCCCUUAUUUCCUCUGCUCAUUUCUCAUCACAUCUCUGUGUGUCUCAUAUCUCCUAAACAACAAUAUGACAAGCACUUCACAUUUUUUAAAACCCAAAUAUUUACACUUCAUUUUUUAUUUUUAGUUUUUACAGCCAGCCAGAAAUCAGAACACUUUAUUGAGCCAACUCCAUCAACUUGAUAAAAACACAACAUUAAAGCUACUAUGGGGAAUUUUUUUAGGUUUUCGAAACAGUUUGUUAUUCAUAUAGUUGCCUUUUUAGAUAUCCAAAAGCAAAACAAGACAAUCAGCAAAAAGAUUGAAGAUUCUUAUAUCCUCGAUUUAAAGCCUGAAACUGGUAUGAGGAGGUAGGUGUCAGCCCGGCAGCUUAAGAAACAACCCUUGUUUUCAAAAUUUGCAAAUGAAAUACUCACAAUAAAAAUGUCAUCCUGUUGACUUCCAGUACACAAAUGCAUCAUUUAAAUCAAAAAUUACUAGAGGAUAAGAUAAAUGAUGACUGCUUUAUCCACAGUGGGCAGCAAAUUUUUUUAUUGUGUCAAAAAUGAGAAAGGCAAAACAAAAAUGAUGCAUUAUCAGUAUGACACUAAAGUUUCUGACACACAAGGACUGACGCAAAUAUCCGACGGGAAAUUACAAAAUAUUCAAAGGUGAAUUUUGACGUGCCUGACUAUACACAUCAAGCCCGAUGCGAUUUUGCGACUUUCUGGGGGGAAAAAAUGCGCAUUCCUGGUGGAAGCGAGAAGACUGACACAACAGCAGACUGACUGUUUUUCAGUUCUGAUUAGACACUAGUGUUGAGAUGUCUGUCUGUCAUGAUAGCAUGUACUGAGUCGGGGUCAGUACCAGAUAAGCACAUUAAACUAUAAUCCAUAAACGUAAGGUAACAACCGAGACCUAAUGGUGCUGUGACAGCAAGUGACUGAGUUUGAGACAGUGAAAAUACAUAUGGUAUGUUGUAUCUGAACAGGUUAGCUUACGAGCUAAAGUUACUUAGCACAGAUGAAAGUUAAAACAAAGACGUUUAGCAAACUGUUAAAGCACACAAACUAUCGUCAUAUGAGAAAUCCGUCGCCGUGACUCUCGACGUGUUGUCCUUCAGGUCGUUAUCUUUGUAAUAUUUGUGUCUUUUUUAAAAAAGCACUCUGUUCUCCGACAUGUAAUCAGCCGGUCGGCCAUGUUGGAUACACCAGUGAAUCUGACGUCGCAACAACACGCAAUCUGAUUGGUCAGAAAUGGACACACAGUAUGUGAAACUUUAGAAAAUCAACCGUGAUCCGAAAAAUACAGGAAAAUGUCGCUGAUGCGAAUGCUUGUAUUGACAGGAUACGGGUUAAAAAAAAAGAUUGACGUCCGAAAUAAUCGCACGAUAAAAACGGUCCUGGUGUGAAAGGACCUUGAGUCCUAGCUGAACUGUUUUCUAGUUAUCGGCUCUUCUUUCAAUUCCCCUCUUCCAUCAAGGACUUGUAACAGGCUGUUGAGCUCCUUCAAUAUCCCUCCACUGAUAAAUCAUUUGCAAUGGGAGAAAUGAUCUCUGUGACUCUUCCCAAUCUCUAGCAAUCAUGUAACCCUUCUGAGUGAACUGAUCAUUCGACUCAAGGCCUACUUUAUUACUAAACCAAAGAACAUACAAAGGUCUCCAUGUCCCUACAAAUUCACCCUCUGAUCUUCCUCCAGUUUCGUUCUCUUGAGUUCAUUUCUUCCAUCUCUGCAGUUGUGCUUGUUGUUUCCUCUUUGUGUGUCAUGACAGACCAUAUACUGCCACCUACUGUGUCAGAAUGUAAAGGCAAUGAUUGUCAAAAAUCCCCAUUAUUGGUGGAUUAUUGGACCAAUAUAGGCAAGAUUUUCUUCCCAAAAUGGAGAAACCAAAGAUUGGCUGCAGAUUGGGCCUUUAGCAUUUGUUGCAAAUGCAAGGGUAGCACUUUAGUGAUUAAUGCAAUUGGUUCUUAAAGUCAGAAAAUAUUUAGCAAGAAGAAAGGAGAACAUUUGACGAACCAAAUUCAAAGUGUUAUUCGUGGUUUGGGAUCAAAAGUACACAAUUUUAAGUCUGUUGUUGUAUGAGGAGGAGUUGUAUUGAUAUUUCAUGUGCAGGUUGGGCAAAGAAAACACUUAAAAUGAGAAAGAGGAUAUGAUUAUAUGAAGGAAUAGGUUUCAAACAUGUCAAACAGGUUAACUGCAGUCAGAAAAAGCUGAGUCACAGAUUGGCGUUCAAGGGAGAUGGUGUCCGGACGGCCUGUUCCAGUGGGAAAUCCUAGACAGAGAUGCCUGAGACGCCAAAGAGAUGCAUCUCCAAUUUAAGACAGACAGAGAAGUGAGUGACACAGACAGGUGUUAUGGCUGAAGUGAAAGACAAACAGGGAAACUCGUUCUGCAGUCAUGACCUCUUUGUUGCAUCCGUGACCUUUUGUGCGGCACUUUUGAAGCCCAUGUGUUGUUUACAUUUCGACACGUGAAACGCUUUUUUUCUGUUCUGGGACUGUAGCAACACUUAGAAGUUGCUACACAGCAUGGAAACAUCCUAUGAAACCUGGAUAACAAAGCAGGAUCUGGGAUUUGGGGAGUAACAUGGACUUCUAGCAUGUUUGUAGUCUGAGUGGUUUGACGUACGCAGAAGGGAGAGCAAAAGUAGGCGGGACAUAACUCCUGUUGACGCCAAUCUGAGGAUGUUUUACGACUGUAAACCAGUAUCUGCAUGCUGGUUCAUCUUGUCCAGAUCAAAAGUUUCAAUGUGGGCGAUAAAUCAGCUUGACCAUGUGUGAGAUUUCCGGACUCCACCAUUCAACAGAAAUAUGUCCUCAUCCAGACGGAUGCCACAAAGUUCGUCAUAUUCCUUUUUACAAAUCUGCAUUGUGAUAUCAUGAUUUUAGCUAAACCGGUAAUUGAGCCGAAGUAAUCCAGAGUGAAUUUACUAUCUGCCGUUAAACUGAAGCAUAUGAGAAACAGAUGAUAAGGGGAAGUAAUAAACCAAAAAAAAAGGACAGCUGUUAUUUCACAGACGCACAUGCCACAUGGAAAGGAAGUCUUGGCUGGGAGUCGUUUAACCUCCCAAAAAGUUGGCAUCGGCUCCCAGAGGCAUAUAUCGCCAGAUGAUGGAUGAUGAAUGAAGAUGUCCUCUGAGAUUCACCGCCGUAAACGCAGCCGUAUAACUGUUCUUCAUCCAGCACGCUCGCUGUUCAUCUCCAGUUGCCACUCUUUAAAUUUAAAUUCACCUGGUCUGCACUCGCUCUGACCGAGACUCACUCCCAAUCUGUUAAUACUGGAGGGGUUUCAUCUGCUUCCCUACAACACUGACAAACUUAAGCACUAAAAACUUUGGCCUUUUUCAUUUUUAUAUUAAUUUCCUGUUUGUAGAUGAAAGAAUCGAAACUAUCACACACGCAAGAGAGCACAUCAAAGCAGCCCAAUAACUCAAUAAAUUAUAAAUAAUCCGCUCUGCAGCUGUGUUGCUUGUAGCCUCGAAUUAGUUCAACUUUUUCAAGCUUUUUUUCCCCUUAAUUCAUAAAUUGCUCUCGAUCUGUCAGUGUUUCACUCUGUUCCCUUUGGCUCGUAGCUGUUUGUAGACAAAACAAGGGUGAAGAAGUGCUUACCCACAUGUUGUCAUUCGUUUUUACUCGAAUUCAGUCAAAAAAAAAAGGAAUAAGUUUGUAAAAAAAUGACCAUUAAAAUGCCCCAAAGCCCAAACUGACAUUGGAUUAUUUGUUAAGAUCUAGGGCCCGGCCAAUUUUAGCCUGUUUGAGACUAAUCGGUAAUCGUCCAAAACUCAUGAUUUUCGCCGAUAUUUUCAGAAAUAAAACGCAGAGCAUAAAAUUUGGUUUCACUUCGAAAAUAUUCCGCCAUCUGAAAAGUUCCCCAACUUAUCCUGAAGAUGGCGCAGCGACCUCAUGACAAUCCUCAUCCACGAACUACAGAGUGACGGAUCUGAAGCAGGCAGCUCAGGGACGCACAGAAGAGCGUUGUCCGCCUCAACGGUAAAUAAACCAGUUUGUAAAAUACACAAUAAGUCAACAAGUUUUAGUUCAACCCACUUCACAAUGUUCCCCGCUGGGCUGGUCUCGGUCACGCCAAGUUAACAGUGAAGCACCAUGUAAAAUGCAAGCUAAAGCUAGAGUUAGCCAUCUGCUAUUAGCCUUGCUACACUGUUAGCCGUGCCAGUAACGGUAGAAUAAACAACAGUACACAUUACGUGAUCGAGCUACUUCUCUUACUGAGGCAGCUGCAUGUCUUCAGAUGUGACUGGAACGGAAAUGAGUAACAUGAGUUAAGUCGCGGAGGCACCGAUCUGCGGUGGCGGGGGGUAGUUGAAACCGCUUUUCUGGUCCAAGUUUGAUCAGUCAGUCUUCCUGUCGGCGUGAAGAGCAGUAGCCUACAGUAUAUCUACAGUAUAUAUAUAUUUUUUAUAACUUCAUAAAUAAUUUUAAAAAUUGGCUGAUCAAUCGGUAAUCAGAUUUUUUUCUCCCUAAUCAUUGGUAUCGGCAUCGGCCCCAAAAAAUUUGUAUCGGUCGGGCCCUGUUAAGAUCAAGACAUGCCAAAUGAGACAAAGAAAAGCAGUAGACUAUCACAUUUGACAAGUUAUUUUUUUUCAUUUUCAUCUAUGACAGCUUUUAAAUAUUAUAAAUAUCCAUGUGCAAUUAUCAUUUGGGGGGUUUUUUGCAUUAAAAAAAGCUUGUAAAAGUGCACAGACUCUCCAUAAAACCCUGAAGAUUAACUGUGUUAAAUUUCCCCAUCAAGUCAAGACAAGAGAUCUCUCACUCACUGGAGUUUUUAUUCACGGUUUUAUGUGCAAAAAAAAAGUGCGAGUCAUCUUUUUUUCGGAUGUAAAAUCAAUGCCAGCUGUUUCUUUUCCAAGUUUGAGAACAUGUUGGCCAUCUGUUUUACCACCUUUUGCAGAAAAUCAGGGAACAAAUCAGCCCUGAAGAGUCCCAGAGAGAGAGGCUUUGUUGUGCUUCUCAGACGAACUUGAGAGCCUCAAGGACUGAUUCAACUGGUGGAAAGUGCAUAAAAAAACUGCUUCCUAACUGCUCUCGGAUGGUCUGAUUUUCUCUUCAUUUAAAAGAGGGAGGAGCGGGAGAAGAAGGCCGUGCAGCUGAAAACAAGUGAAGGAUACCGUGAAAGACACAGAACCUAAUUAAACAAAUCGGACCCUGCAAAAUUUAAGCUAUCCCGACUGCACCAUUUUCUUGGAAACACCAUGAAAAGAACCUGAUAACCUUUCUUAGUGGUUUUAAUUUGUAAAAUAUGCCUCUGGUGUUUUUUAGGGAUGAAAAGGUGGUUGUUUUGGAGCUUCUUCAGACAUCAUAGGCUGAACAGGCAGGAGUUAGUUGACCACAGGGGCCGGUUUUACAGCGACUUUCCUUAGAAGAUAGAAGGAAACCAUGAAACUUUGAAUUUUUCCAAUUGAUUUCAUGCUGAGUUGGACUGAUCUAUAUUUAGAUGUUGGGAUGUUUGGGCCCUUUGUGGGGGAAAAAAAGACAUUCAAAGACGGCAUCUGCAGAAAUGGUGAGGUUUUUUUCACAAUUUGAUCACAUUUUAUAAUCAAGGAUAUAAAAGUCAGAUUCAUCACUGAUGCCAGAAUUUAUCCGCCCUACUUCUGCUUUUGACUUGGAGCACACUUCAGAGAACAUCAGAAGAAAAUCUCACUAAAAUAGUUUCUUAUAGGUCAUGCAAAUAUAAAAUUUAGUUAUGUACAAUAAACUCUCCACCUAUGACUUGACGAAUUAUGGAUGGUUGUUGCUGGUAAGAGAAAAUGUGUUUAUCCUGUCUGGUUUACUCAAAAGUUGGGUUCAGCUUGAGAGAAAUGGUGCAAACAGUUAAUCAUCAAUCAUUUAUAUUUAUUUUUAUUUUUAUUCAUCCUCACCUGAAAUAUCGGACCUACUUCAGUUAGAGCACAAGGAAGCUGAACAACUAGAAACCGUUAGCUCCUGUUUAGUCUGAAAUCCUGUUUAACUCAACAGGACAACAAAUGUAGAUAAAUACGAAAUAAUACAGUGAAGUAGUUUACAGUGCUAAAUGUUUUUGCAGGUAUGCAAGACCCAAAAUAAACAAAUCGCCCCCUCAGAGAUAAUGAAGACGCCUCAAAAUGUCAACAUUAGAUGAUGUAAACGUAGAUGAUUCUUGAUCGCUGCUUUGGUCUGGUGGCUGCACCGCUAGUUGUGGCUAAACUGCUAAUGCUACUCAUGCCGUCAGCAGUGACAGGCUGUGCAGACUCCGCUAGCAUUUUCACGCUGUCCGCAUAAUCACAUAACAUCUUCGGAGGAUGACUCAAAGUCACGGCUCACAUCUAUUUUGCUGCCCUCAGCUCCGCAUUUAGCUCCACGUUCGGUCGUUCUGUUUACUUCUCCGCUAACUUACAGAAGUGAGCAGGAAAAGCUGGACUCUGAUUGGCUGUUGUGACGCACAUUUCCUCUAUGUUUGAUCGAGUAAAUACGCUCACAGCUGAUCACCGUGAUCGAACUGAAAUUUAUCACGAUCAUUGAUCAUCAGUCCUACAUCAGGCCCAUUGUCACGAUACCCGAUCUAGAAUCUUCUUCAGUAUCAUGACAGAUACCAAUAUCAAAUAUCGGAUCGGUGCAUCCCUAAACAAAACUAUUAAACGUGUCGUUCUUUAGUGGGUUUUUGAUACACUCAGAUCUCUGUACUUGUGCUGACGAUUUAGGUGUUUCUAGAUUGUAUUCACUGGUGUGAUUCACUUUUAAGUUAAUAAACAACACCUGUUAUUCCGAAAUAACUGAAAUUAGUUGUUUUCAUAAUAUCAGAAUUGUGUUUUUUUUCCCUCAGCUGACUCCUUUUCAAACCACCUAUUAUUCAGCAUGUGCUGGCUGUCUAUUUAACUUGUCGCACCAAUGUAAACACUGCACGUCUUCCCUGAGUUGUUUACUUGCUGCAACAUCGGCCUAGUUGUAGUUGUUUGUGAAGUCUCUCUUCUUUUAAACACGUGUCAGUCUGGGUCCCAGGGGUGCGGAGCCUCCACGAUGCUAUUGUAGAUUUACCUCUAGCACAGAGAUUCUCUUGCAGGGCCGUCUUCAGCUGCGCGCACACACUGUGGUGAGAGCCUGAGAGGAUCAAUGUGCUGUCAUGUAGGGUCAUAAUCCCUGUAAGUAUUCCAGCUGUGAGGUCUUGUAGUCUGCCAGGAGGAUCUCGCUCUGCUUUAAGAAGAAAACACCUGCAGUCUGACAGAGAUUACAAAAGAAGACAAGAUGACAAUUGCGAGCUACCUCAGAGAAACUCCGGUGAAGCUUUUGGCAGGAUACUUUAACCCAUAAAAACCCAUGCUGGAUACUGUCUUACCACACUAUUGUAAGCCAAGUGACAGAAAUACAGUCCGUAUACUGAAUUUGAAGAUAUAGCAUAGACUCAUAUUUGGAUAUCUUUUUGACUAAGUGUGCAACUUUCGCACAUUUGAUCAUACUUUAUCUUAUGAGGGAAUUAUGCUCAGUUUUCUUGAUCAAUUAACCUCCAUAAGGGUCCCAGAUAUGAUCCAGAUUCCUGCAGGAAAUACCUCUGCAGUCUUGGGGUCUUGGUGCGGUGCUGGUUCGUCCCCUGUCACUGCUCUUACACUGAUCCCCUCUUAUAGCUUUGUAAUAUCAAUAAGCCAAUGUAUAUCCCCAUUUUUUCCAUAUAAUUAAGCAGAGUCAUGUUGAAGCUAAAGUGCACUGAGCUGAGAGAUGAAAGAGCAGCCCCUGGUGGGGGAAAGUUUUAGGGUUUGGAUAAAGUGGAAGGAAGGGUUAUGGUUAAGAAUUUUGGAAAGCUAUACUCCUAUUUCGAGGAUGUUUCAGUGCAGUUUGAGAGUGUCUAAGCUUUAUUUAAUAUCACCAUGCAUUAAACUAAAAGCCCUACCUAACCCUCCCUGAUUUGGUUUUUCUUAAGCAUUGUAUCUAACGUCAGAAAAAACCUCAGGAUUCAUAAAUUUGUUUAGUGAUUGCUUUCAUGUCCACUGUAGUGAUUUACUAGGUACCACGGCUUACAAAUAACUACUCCAUUAGUGAUUUUCCUGUGUGUAAAAUGUCCAUUUGACAUCUUUAAACACCAUGUUAAAUAGCAUAAAACAGUUAAAAGAUCAAAUGCCCGAUGAAAGCAUUUUUUGCAUUUCCUCUUUAAAAAAUAAGCAACUUUAUCAGCACAGAAAUAGCGCUGAUUUAUUUUUGGACAAUAAGCUGGUUGUUGCAGCUCUACAAGAAACAAGAUAUCCUAGAUUUUCCAUCUAAGGCUCUAAGUUUCUGUGUUUUUUAUCACAGUGGACCUCUCAGAGGAGAGAAAAAUCACAUUUCUACAAACGACUUCGACUUUGAUUUAAAGCUCCUGCAGGGGUUUCCACAAGUGCUGGCUGCCGGUCAAACAGCCAAUCAGUCAAGUUGUAACCCUUUAUUCCUGCACAUUAAAGAAGCACUCACCUCUGCUUCAUAUCACAAGGCUGUGCAUUAGUGUGUGUCUUUGCCCCCACCUUUUAUGCUUAGUGUGUGUGUGUGUGUGAGAGAGAGAGAUAGGGAGAAAAAGUGAGGUGGCAGGGCCCACAGUCAAAAUGAAACGAAAGACAAGAAUAAGAUUCUGCAGAGAGAGAGAGACUUGAUGCAAAGGAUGCUUUGUUCCCAUAGCUGACUACUCCAUAUGUUUGUGGAAAGCCCUGCUCUUGAGAUGUGUAAUGAGAGGAGGUACCAGUUUGUCCACAGGGGGCGCCAAAAUCCUCACAAACUGAAACUGUAAGGUAAAACUUUACAGGUUCUGCAGGAAAAAGUAAAAGUUUCCCUAAGCUAGGGGUGUGUCCCAAAUCACAUACUUCCAUACUAAAUACAUAGAUUUUUCAAAUUGAGUAUACUAAGCAUACUAUAUACUCAAUUGCGCAGUGCGCAAGUUUCGAGGGUGCAUUGCUGUCCCAAAUCGCAUACUUCCAUACUAAAUACUUAGAUUUUUCAAAUUGAGUACACUAAGCAUACUACAUACUCAAUUGCGCAGUGCGCGAGUUUCAGGGGUGCAGUGCUGUCCCAAAUCGCAUACUGCUGUGCGGCGCACUCACUGGAAAUGACGACGUGAUUUGCCUCAUGCCUAAACAUUUAUUUAUGAAAAAAUAAGAAAUUAUUUACAUAUAAAAAAAAUUUAGAACAAGAAAACUAAAGAUAACCUAUUUGCAUAUUAAACAUUUGGAACUCGGUAACUAAAGAUAAACUAAUUACAAAUCAAGCAUUUAAAACUAGAAAGAAACUAUUUACAAAAAACUACUUUUUAAAUAGAUUUUAUAUAACAUAAAAAAUUAAUAUAAAAUAUAAUAUAAUAUAAGAUAUAAAGGCAACUUAUCACUUAUAUCUGUACAAAGCUCCCAGGUUGACUCUCGCCAACUUACCAGCCAUUCUUACCGAUGAAAUGAGUGCGGGCGAGUGUCCACAGCCGCAUACUCAAAACUUGACCGAUUUGAGUACGUCAUCUGGGUACUUUUGCAUACUCAAUUUUCGCCUACUAUUCAUACUUUUUUCCAUUUUAAGUUGAGUAUACUCAAAUUUUAAGUAUUUAGUAUGGAAGUAUGAAAGUCCUACAUUUUGAUGAUAGUUGUACAUCAUUUGCAUGAAGAUGUUUGUUUAAAGCUCCUGUGAGCAACUUUUAGUUUGUUUGGUUGUUCGUUUUGGCGCCCCCAGAGGACAAGGCAGUCUUGACUUAUCUCAUUAUGGAAAUUCUUAAUUGUCUUCGGACAGAAAACUUCGUUCUGUUGACUCUAAACAGAAAAAUUUAUCAUUUGCUAUGAAAGCAAAGUAAAUGAUGGGGAUUUGUUGAUUUUUAGGAUUGAAGAUAUGUUCAACUUUCACUUUUUACUCAGAUGGUUUUCUUGCAUACAGGCUGAGCUCACAGAACCAAAAGUGAGAGAUACUACUCUCUUAACAACCAAAAGCUAUGAAUCUUUAUAUUGUAUCACUUUAAAGGCUUAAAUAUCAGAAAAAUGUCGAAGUAUCAGAGAUCUUUUUUCUACUACUGAAAUCUUUUCCAUAUUGACUCAGAGAGAAACAUCUUUGUUGAGUCUGAAAACCUUUGAAGGCCUCCAUUAUGACCAGGAAAUGGAUGAUGAAUCUACAGAGAAAUCAGUGAAGACACUGACUAAUGAGCAGACUCAAUCAUGAUAAUGCCAAAAAAAAAAUGGAUAAAUGAUAUUCGCACAAACAUCAUGUGAAGCAUCCAAAUGAAAUCAGAAAAAUUCAAUACUUAGAGCCACGGAAAUCGUUAAAAAAAAAACUUAAUUUCCUGAAAAGAAAAAAUAAAAACAUUUGAACAGAUGACUCUAAAGAGAUGAAGACUUUGCCAAACCUAAGUCGUCAUACAGCUGGCAUUGAGCUGGUUUCUUCUUGUGAGCUACUAAAACUCUGUCACAGGCCGUCCACUGAACAGCUUGGGCACAUGUCUGGAAGUGAAACAGUAUCUGAGUGGUUUUAAGGCAGCGUGUUGACGGGCAGUACAUCGCCCUCUCCUCUCAUCUGUUCUGCCGUCUCACUGGACGGGGCCGGUCCUCUGCCUCAGACUCUGAGCGGCGAUUGGAGAUUCCAGGCCGGGCCCUGGAGCCUCCCCCCUCUGACACACUUUCAGCGCUGCACCGCCGGCGUGACUUUCAGUGCUCUCCAAGGGCGGGUAGUGCACCUUCAGGAGAAAACAAACAAAUAUGGAGGCCGUAGGAGUGCAAGUGUACAGACCCUACUCAUUUGACACUCAGUGAGUAUUGAGCCUUGGGAACAGUGACAUUGUCGGUCUGUGUUGAAGCGAUUUGUGUGAGGUUAACAUGACUUUUUAACAUGGAGGGCUGUGUGCAGGCGGGAAAUUCUCCUUGUGCAGUGAGUUUUCUGCUUAAACUGGUGCAAGAUAAUAAAAGUUGUAACUGCUUGUUUUUGAAGUUUGCAGUGACUUGUUUGUUGGACUUUUGUUAGCAGAUAUGUAAUAAAUUUGAUCAUUUUAGCAAAUUUCCCACCUUUUUUAAAAUAAUUGAAAGGUUUUAAUUUAUCAAGAUGUAAAAAUUGAAUAGUAUUUGCAUGUCACUGAGGUUAAUGUCAUACCAUUAUUGUCCAUUAGGCAGAGCUCUUACCUUCAGUUAAUUAACAGCACUAGUGUUGGGGGUGCGUUUGUUUCUGUUUCCUUUAACAGCUCCGUAUUUUGACUACACUCCUGCUUCCUCCCUGUCUCUCCUCCUGAUGCAGAACAUCUCCUCUCCGGUUGCUGUCCAAAUAUCUAACAUGAAAACAUCCAACAGCAUCAGUACCCCGCUCUGAUUGUUGGACUAAUAAUGAGUUUGAUGGAGUAGCUCAGAGAGCAGAAUCAGAGGAAUCAUGAGUUGGGUGGGUGGGGCUCCACAGCACUGAACAUCCAUUGUUUUGUUUUUUUUUUUGCUUUGAGAUACUCACAAACAUGCGAGGAGGUGUACACACACACACACACAAAACACACAUACGCACAAGAGAAAAAAAGUUAAAAAGGACAAAAGAGCUUUUUAUGUGUUCCAGUGGUCUGUUUGGCAAAAAGCCACCAUACAGUGGAGAGAGGAAGGGACAGACAGAGAGAGAGAGAGAGAGAGAGAGAGAGAAGUGGAGCUUAAUUCAUGAACCCACUCGCACACAAAAACACACACGAGUCAAUCAGAUUAUCAGAAAUUUAUGAAAGAAAAUCACGAGAUGCUUCUCACCAUCACCAACUCACCAGUGAUUUCUAACUCGGAGACAAUAAAAGAAAAAAAAAAACAGCAGAUGUGGACACGCUGGUUUAAAGCAUUUUCAAGCUUCGACUUGUACAUUUUCAUCGUUGCCAUCUUGAUUUUAUGGAGCCAGUUACAGUUACGAUGGGUGGAUCUAGUGGAAGUUAACGCUGAAUUAAGCUGCUGUUCGCAUUAGCCGGCUAACUCGGUCAGCAGGAUGAAUCUGUAAUUCAUUUAAACUGGGAUGCCGUUCAAAUAGACUUAAAACAAUGUAUGACAUGAAAAAAUUAAAAGCACUCGAAGGAGUCCCCUAAACAACUAACCAACUAAUAACUAACUAACUAAGAGGAGCGAGUUACCUUAUAUGACCUAAAACAUCCUGUGAAAGGUACCAAUUAUUAUAAUUUAAAUUUAAAAAUAAACACCCUAAAAUAUGUUAACUUUGAUAAUUCAAGGUAGUCAAAAGGUAAGGCUUGAUUAUUGACUCUAAACCAGACCUGGGCAUUUAUGUUGCUUUUAUUUUGAAAACCUAGUUGUUGUUUUAUUUCCGUUUGGACACACGUGUGUACAUCCUAGAUCUGCAUUCGUGAACAGAGACAAGUUUAAACAUCGGCAAAAUAUUCGUAUACGCCUUAUAGUUGCAAAGUCUGUUUAUUAUAAAAGAGUUUAAGCUUGUUUCUCUCAGAAGUGGCUUGUAAAACUCGUGAGUCGCGGGUGUGCUUUUUUGGGCUUGUUUUUAACUACUAGCUGCGUAUUUGAGCUUGCUUCUCUGUAUGUGUGAACCCCUUGAACAGGUUUCUCAUGUGGUGCCAUGUGAAAAUUAAUUGCCCACCCCUGCUCCAAACAAUCAGACCUAUUUUGAACAAGUCAUUUGCCCCCUGCUGGUCGUUUAAGAUAAUGCAGGUUUAAGAAACUUCUGCAUUAAGUACUCUUGGAGGACUCAGAGUGUCAUAUCGUAGUUACUCAUUCUCAUUAAUGGUAUAAUAGAUGUAAUUUAAGAUAUUAAUAAAAGCUAUUCAUGUAAGACUUACAGGUCUUAUUUAUUAACAUAAAGCAAAGAUAUUUGAUAUAGAACAAAAUCCUUGAAUUCAUCAGAAUCUGUGGCAAAGGCGCUAUUGGACCACUCAUUUAACUUCUACACUAAGUCGACUUGUUGUGAUGUUUCCUCAAUGCACAUCUUACAAGAAUUGAUCAUGCUUAAAGAUGAUAAUGAAAAUGUAGCUCAUAUAUAUAUUUAUGAAUAGUAAUGUUAAUUGGUUUUGUGAACAGCUUCUUGCACCACCAGAAACCACUGAUUUGUUUGUAUUUUAACAGUAUAGGACCCUUUAAUUCUAGAUUCAAUGGUAAUUUUAAUCUAAUAUAUAGAUUUAUGUUCGGUUAAGCAGUGUAGAAAUCAGGAUGUAACUUUGUUUGAUGUAUUUAGACACAUCAAUUGUGUCUACGUCUUCUGAUGCACCGCUAACUCUUCAAAGGUUUGAGACAGAAACUGGUGUAUCCUCUCUUGUGCCUGGAAGCGCUGCUACACUUCAGGUUGUUGUCGUGUUCAGGGUGUUAAAAAAUGUGUCGGAGCUCCGAGUGCAGCUGAAAGUGUAAAGACGUUUUAACAGCUGGGACCGAGCCAGAAAUACUCUGAGUUUUACUGUAAGACUUAGAAGACGAGUGUCAGAGAUGUGUGGGGUAAACUCUGAGGGCAGGAGAGGUGAAGCUGGAGCUUCCUGCGCAGAGAUAAUUUGCACCCAAGUGUCUUUGAGCUGUUAAAUUGAGCAAUAUUUUUUCUGUACGACUGUACGGAAUCUCAAAAAGUAAAAUAGGCACACAGAAAAGUUUUCUGUAAAUAGUAGAAUUUAAACAGUACAGAGUGUGCAGAAACAGAGCCAUUACAGUUCUUUGGUUUUCUCUUAAUGCUGCUAAUAUUGCUUUUUUCAUUUCGUGCACAAAUUAAUGUUUUGAUGCGGUAAACAUCCUGAAGAGCAAAGACAGGUUCAGGCAGAAGACAUAUUAGGCUGCUACCUGUUUGUACACAAACAAAUGAAAUAUUAACAUGCAGGAUUUAUUACUAAGCACGCCCUGUGCACCCUUAAGCUUUGAAAAACAUGUUGACUGCUUUCCCUUCCCCACGAAAACAGUGCCAGAGUCAAUAUUUUGCUAUUUGGUGUUGUUUACAUUUUUCUUUGUUAGCUCACAGCCCUCUACACCACCACCAUUGUUAAAGCUCCUGUGAGAAGUUUUUAUCUGGCUAUGAAACAGACCCAAUUUUAUAUGCAUGUUUAAAUAAGGAGGCCAUCAGUGGCAAGAAGUUACUUUUUUACAUACCUGUAUGAGUCAGAUGUGUCAAUUAAAACAGACUUUUAAUAUAUUUUAUGUUAGAGAUUGAACAUUAAUAUUUCUUUAUAAAAUCAAAUGAUUAUUUACAUGUUUUAAAACUGCUAUACAUUCUAAAGCCGGUGACCAGACCACAGUAACCAGAAUAUUAGCCACAAAUUAUGUAAUACCAAGAAUCAAAACACUGACGGGCAAUUUCCGCUGCAUCCGGAACAGCUACGAAAAGGCCGUAUCUGCUGGUUGUAGCUGAUCAUAACCAUUUAAGUCAAUGUGUCAAUUUCCACCGGCUUCUUUCCAUUCCACUGCUAAUCGCCAGACUCCGCAGCUGAUCGCAAGAGUUCUGUUUUUUUCCAAUCUACUUUUCAAUCGACUGCUUAUAUGGUUAGCUUAUGUGGCUAAAGACAACUUGAUAUUGCGCGAUCGCACGUUAAACCGCGGGUUCUUGUGAGUUCUAGCGAUUCUUAAUGUCCGUAAUCCACCACGAAAUUCGCCUCACAAACGGAUCGGGUAGCAAUUGGCGUAAUAGCGAAAAUCGCUGCCGUUCCGGAUCGGAGCCGUUCCGAAUGCGGUGGAAAUCUCGGGUAAUUCAGAAAUGAAAAAAACAAAACAAUUUAAUCUCAAUUUUAAGCAUUGCUUAUUUUGAAAGCAUGGUUGAUGUCAUUACACCAUAAACUUUGCUAUGCCGGAAGAAUACAUGACUUAUUUUUUCGACAGUAUGAAUCUGAAUGUGUGAAGUAACACAGAUGAAGUAGAUUAAAAAAUUAGUAUUUGCUUCUAGUUUGUAGUUUGGUAUUGGAUGAAUUUAAAAUACUUAGGAAGGUUCAUUUAAGGAAUUUACUUGGCUACAUUCACCAUUUUGAAUAAGUGUUUUUUUUUUUCCAUGAGUAUUAAUUCUGACAAAAAUGUGCCAAUUAAUAAAUUAGAAAUAAAAGACUCAAGUUAAGAGGCAAUAUUCUUUUAAUAUAGGUAAGCAGAUCCACAUGCAGUCUUUAUGGUAGCGUUCAUUUCUUCUUCUUUUUUUUUUUCAAAAAAUUUUUAGCAUUUUUUUUGUCUUUUACUCCAAAAUAAAAUGAAACCACUGUUGUCUCGAAAAUUCAAACCCUUGGCAGUGAAGCAGAUUAAAUAAAGAAAAAAAAAAAGAAAUCAAAGGAUUCAGCUGUGGCAGUGAAAAAAAAAAAUCAACAUUAAUUCCAGUGACUUUUGUUCGAAACUUACAGGAUGAAAGGAAACACACAAUCGCCUAAAGUCACAUAGACAAAGGAAUUAUGCAUAUGAACACUAAAUCUGAUUCUAUGUAUUGGAGUAAGUACAAAGAAACAGAAGAAAAGGAGCUGUCGGAUUGAGGCUCCCAAACUACUGUACUUUCGGAGAACAAGCUACAGUCUUUGUUUUAGUACAAUUCAGUGGUCUAAUCUACUAUUGAUUUAUCCAGGAUCAAUAAUCAGUUUAAUGGGCUCAGCAUUGUCCUCGGGGAAUGAAUGGGGCCGUUUAUAUUCUUCUUAAAAAAUGAAAGUGCUGGGUGUUAUCUCAUUCGAGUUUAUGUAACGAUCAGAAAAUGUGGUUUAAUUUUACAUUGUUGAGUAUUUCUGCUCUUGUGCAGAGUUCAGCGGGUGUGGUAUCAGACAAUGAGAUUAUACGCAGCGCUGGGGGGAGAAUUAUGGUAUGUUAGGGGCUCAACACCCACCGAAAAAACGCUGUAGACUGAAAAGCUGUGUUUGACUUGGCUGGCUAAUUAGUGCGAUUACUGCACAGCUGGAUUGGCCAGACGUUUUACCGAGUUUUGUCAAAGGGAUCACUCACUCCAUGAAGACUUCAUACCCUCAACUUCUGCUUCAGCAGAGUCUCUCUAUUUUAGGACCACUGGGGAGCUGUCUGGGGAGCAGCCGUCUAAAUUUAAGAGAGUGGGAAAACUGAAGCAACCUUUUAUGUAAACUCUUCCUCUUUUUGUUGAGUUCACGUCUUUCUAAUUUGACGAGGAAAAAAAAAAAAGCUUUGUAAGCAAAGUUGGAGCCUCUCCAGAAUCAUCAGAAUCACAUCAUUCAAAGUUUUAUUGUGAAUCUAAGCGCAAAUCUUGGAAUUUAUGUGUCCAGGAAAUGAAUAUAAAAUGUUUUUCAGGGAAUUAGACUUUCACAAACAGCUUCUUUUAUGCAUUAUUUUGUCAUAAAAAAAUGCUGAUCAAAGUUUCCCAGAGCCACGAGGAAGACUCAAAAGGUCGUUAUUUGCUGAAUAACUAAAAUCACAAAGACGUUUUAUUUUCUUUGAGGAGAGAUGAAGAUCUGUUUCCAAAACAAGGCCUAGAUAACAGUUUGUUACUAGUUAUAAAAAUUUUGAAUCAUUAAAGUGCAUCUAACAACAGGGAGGUAAAAUAAGAUAUUCUCUAAAAUAAUACCUUAAUUUUUCUUUUGGCAAUAUCAAGGGUGGAUGUUGCUGAAUUCACACUAUUUAGCAGAUUCAUGUUCAAAGCAGUUGUUGUUUAAGGCAGAUUAAAGCUCCUGUAAAGAACUUUAGGUGCAUGUGAAUGUUGGCGCCCCCUAUCUAUCUAUCUAUCUAUCUAUCUAUCUAUCUAUCUAUCUAUCUAUCUAUCUAUCUAUCUAUCUAUCUAUCUAUUAGGGGUGGGAGAAAAAAUCGAUUCAUGGAAGUAUUGCAAUUUUUUUUUCAAAUUGAUAUUUUUGCAAAAAGAAAAAAAAAAAGAUUUUUUUUUUUCAAAUUAAAGAAUAAAUUUGAAAAAAAUGAUCAAUAAUUGGUUGAAAAUAGCCCUGUGAGAAAUCCAUAGUAAAGUUCUUAAAAAAUUAAUAUAAUUUAAAAAUUCAUGGAGAAGUUCAGAAAUUUCAUCCAAAAAGAAGAACUUUGGUUAGCACCCUCAUUUAAACUAUGCAUUUUUUUUAUAUCUUACCUUUUAAAAGAAUUGGAAUACAGAAUCGUUAGGAACUGGAAUCAAAACGAGGAAUCAGAAUCAGAACCAAAAUUGUUCAAAAUCAAAUGAUACUUUACCCUGGUAGACAAUCAUAAUCAAGAAAAUCGACUUUCGUAGAAUUGCAAUUUAAGUCAAAUCGGCAUCCAAAAAAAUCGUCGAAGAAUCGAGUUUGGAGAAAAACAUAUUGUCUCAGCCCUAUCUAUCUAUCUAUCUAUCUAUCUAUCUAUCUAUCUAUCUAUCUAUCUAUCUAUCUAUCUAUCUAUCUAUCUAUCUAUCUAUCUAUCUAUCUAUCUAUCUAUCUAUCUAUCUAUCUAUCUAUCUGUUGAAGCUCAAAGUUCAGGUUUUCCUUUUGAUCUCCACGCCUACACCCACCUUCAUGUUCCCGCUUUACGCUGUCUGCCUUUCCUUCAUCUUCUACCUUUUUCUCUCCCUCCGCUCCUCCUAAUCUCCCCGCUCUCUUCCUCUGCUUUUGCUUGACCUCUCCUUCCUCCUCUGACCUCCCUCUACCCUCUCUCUGUUAUCACUCUCUAACUUUACAUUCUCUCGUCUGAUAUCUUUUCUCUCUCUCCCUCUCUCUCUUUCUCUUUCUUCCUCGCAGCAGCCCGUCAGACCAGCACAGCUCCUCCAAGCCCCCGCUGAGCUCCUCGGCCAUGACAUCACGCAUCCUCCUUCGCCAACAGCUGAUGCGGGAGCAGCUUCAGGAGCAGGAGCGGAGGGAGCAGCAGAGACAGCAGGCCUCCCAUUACCCACAGAGCACCGCGGCACAGACCCCCGCCAUCAAUGUCAGCGUGCCUGCCAGCUUACCACCUGCUGCACAGGUGCCAAUGGAGGUGCUGAAGGUAAAAAAUAAAUAAAAAAUAAAAAAAAAACAGGUUUUUUUGGUAAAGAAAGGAGAAGGAAAUGUGUGCGCAACAUGUGUGACUAGUCAAGUUUGUUACAGUGUAAAGUUUCCACCUCUGGAUUUAGCAGCUACAUGUGUCACUUUUGCAGUCAGAGCGACCCAUGCAGAGCUGUAUUUAUAGUUUAUUGAGCCGUGAGUGUGUGUGCGUGUGUGUGUGUGUGGACACUCAAGCGAUUGUGGUUUUACUACAACUGAGCGUAAAAAAAAAAAAAGAAAAAAGAAAAAAAAAUGAGGGGAGUGAGCAAAGUGUGUUAAAAUGCGUAUAUGGGGAUUAUCUUUCCUGAGAGAAUUCCUCUUUAAUGCAUGCUGUGCUUCCAGCCAUUUGGAUUUAGCCAUCUUUAAUCCUAUUUGCUCAGCUAGAUUCACAUCUUUUCAUAGCUUUGAUUCGCUGGCAGUCUGAGGGACAGGAGACUGUUGAGAUUUUCUGUGCGAGCAGAGAGAGAGAGCGUUGUGUAUGAGGGCUCAUUUUUAACCAGCACUUUUGGUAAGUUUGACUGUUUUUCUGCUCAAUUUUUAGAAGAGUUUGUCAUUUCCCUGAAACGUUGAUAUGGAAAGUUUUUAUCAGCUGUGUUGGGCGCUGGUGGACAUGUGCUGCUUUUUGAGAACUUUUGAGGCCAGACUUUCUUUCUGUGGUAUUUAGCGCUCAGUUGUAUUAAAAAAAAAAUAGUUUCUGAUUGUUGUUGGUGAAGUUUGGAAAGUUUUUUUCUUUUUUUUAAACAAGUCGCUUUAACUUGAGUUUCGUAUUUGCUCUUUGGAAAUUUUGAAGUUGAUGUAAAUGUUUGUCAAGUUCGACUUGGUGGCGGCACAUGUGCUUUUUAUACGCUUGUCUAUAUCUACUAAGAUUGUCCCUUGUGGUGUAGCCCUCUUUUUUGUUUUUUGAGACCUUUUUAAAGAGUGUGGACACUUUAUAGAAAACUUUAUAUGACUUGAUUUGUUCGUUUUUCACUUUCAAGAUGAUAUCUACAAGUUCAUACUUGGCGCGAGACAAAUCAAGCUUGAAUUCUGUGUCAAAUUAGUGUUAGUCGCGUAGUAAUUGCUUCCUUUUGGAAAGAACAAACAAGGAUUUUUUAAUGCAUAACCAAGAGGAAAUCAAAUCAAAUUAAAAAACAACGCUAUCCGAGCUUUUUAGCGGACUGCAGAUCAUAGUUUGGACCCCUUACUGUAACGCUGUGAUCAAUCAGUGUGAAGUAAUGAUUUCUUAGAGCUGUUGAAUAAUCUCUGUUUAACCAAAUCCAUCAACAAUACAUUCAGAGCUUUCAUGGCCGCUUGCUCAGCCACACUUUCAGCACCCUGGAUGUGUGUGGCAGCAGCAGCAGCAGCGGCGCAGGACAAAUACAGUAUAUCCAUUGAAAACACUUCCCUCCUCAUGCAGCAUAAACAUUACUUGCUCCCCAUAAUCUGCAGCUCUUUGAGAGGUUUAGGACGCCCCCCAGCCCCAAACCCCUCAGCCCUCAGCGUACAAUACAACAAGUUAGAGUAAUGUUACUGCUUUGGCCGGAGCUUACAGACAUUCUUCAUUGACUGAAGCCCUCAAAUGAAAAGGCCGUUCCAGCUUGGCGCUGUUGAGCUGGGUUAACCUGCUCUCCUGUCUGUGGGUAGAUUAGCACAGUCCACACACAGCUCAGGGGUACCAGGCAGAGCUGCUGGACCUCAAAAAGUGCAAACAUUAAGCUCAGAUGAGUUUAUCUAAAGACUGAUUGGACCCUUAAUUAACCAAGUGACCUCUGACCUUCUGGAGAAUAAGUAAGGGAUCAGUUUAGGGAUCAAGACAAAGGCGAGCACAGCCUUACCACACACCAAACGCUAAUUCAGUGAAGAAUGCUCGUAAUUAGCUCCCACUGCUUUCAUUCCACGGCAUAUUUAAGAGAAAAAAACACAGCUUUGAAAUUUGUGUAGGAUAACUUCCUAAAAGGGUUAAAAAAUGAUUUGUAGAAUUUUUUCUUUUUUUUCAAAGGAUUUAUGCUGCCAUGAAAAGAACAAAGUGCCCGUCAAACCCCAAAGCACAAAUUGUACGUUUCUUUUGGAUUAUACAAUGAGUUGAGCUCGUGACUGGUAUGCAUCAGAAAGUAUGCAACGAUUUUUUAAUUCACGUAACAAGACGUUCGAUUAAUGUGUGGACAUUUUUUGUUCUGAACUAAAGGAAGAGGUUGCAGUUUAUUUGUCUUUUUAACACAUAUUUGGAGCCAGUGUUAUCAUUACAGACAUCUCUAAACAGUCAAUAAAUUAUCUAACAAACAAACAACUUCAGAUAUGAACAAGAAAAAAAGGUCGUCAACACUGACAAAAAAAUAAAUAAAUAAAAAAAGAUUAGAUAGAGUCAAAUCUUUAGGCAAAAAUACACUAACUUUGAGUAUUUAAAGCUCUGUGACUUCGACUUAGCUGGUUGUUAUGUCUGUAACUCUGUAAAUGUAUUGCUGCCUUCAAUCACAGUGAGGAUUUCCUGGUUAAAUCAAGUUUCAUACAUUCAUUCAUUUCAUUCCUUUUUUGAAACUUUUGGGUUGUCUUUUUUUAGGCGCCCCCUGUGGUCAAACUUUGUAAGUAAUUUUUCUGAUGAGAAGCCUCGCUUUUUAACACUCCUCCUGCGUUAGGGUCUGCACCGUCCCGUUAUUGUCUUUAAAUUCUCAACUCAGCUAAACUCAACUUUAUUUGUAAAGCACUUUAAAACAACCCCAGCUGAACAAAGUGCUGUACAUAAAUAGACAAAACAACGCAGACAUAGAAACAAUCAAAAAAUAAUUAAAACAAUGGACAAAAUAAAAGCAGAUAUUAAAAAGUAAAAUAUAGUUUCAAAGUUUUUAAAAACUAAUUUAAAAUCAUAGAAACAAAUAACUAAAAACAAACCAUAAAACACCAAAACAGGAGCCUCAUACAGGGUUGAAAGCCAAUGAAUAAAAAUGUUUUUUUUGCAUCAGGACUUUUUGACUUUGUCAGGAAACUCUAUAUCAAAAAAUAAAAAUAAAAAAUUUAAUUAACUAAAUUAUAAAAUGCUCUUAUUAAAAUUAUGGCACUUGUCGUGUUCAGGUCGCUGUUGACCAGGUUAGAUUUAUAUCUAGUGAUUUUAGUUUUGAGCAAAAACUAAAAUCACAAGUGCACUGACAGUCACCACACUGACAGUCAGAUCCUCUUCCAAUCAUGUGAGAUUUAGGAAAUUCUCAUUUUGCCGUUUUUUUCUCUGUACAAAAAACAACAUCAGGCAUGUCCAGACAUGUGAGAUCAAUUCAGUAUUAAUGUCUUUGUGAGGGGUAUACUGACAAAGAAAGGCCCAGAGGCCCACAACGAAAAAUAUUUUAAGCAAUAUUUUCAUGGAUAAUGAAGCCUAACAAGGUAACCUAGAGAUAAGAACCAAAUUGGAUGAUAGAGAAUUAUUUUUAGUGUGAUUUACAGCUGAUUUAAGACACGGGUUGAAACCAACCCUUAACAUAGUGGGUGCAUUGAAAAAGCUAACACAGGAGGAAAGUUAAAAUCUUAUUUUGCUUAAUGUGUUUAUAAUAAUAAAUUUUUGACAUGCAGUUUAAAAAAAAUGUCUGCUCCGUUUCCUGUAACACGGCUGACUGGCUUAUAAAAUAUUAGUUGUAGUCGUUUAUUCAGUCAUGACAACACCAAAUAUUGUACACAAUAUUGACAUUUCACACAAAAUCACUCAAUCAAGAAUCAUGUGUUGAAUAUUGACUGAGGAGUCAUAGGCAGAAGCAGACUGCUUAUAAAUGCCUAGCCUGUAUUGUCACUUUUUUAGGCUACCGACCUCCAGAAAAGCAAAGAAACCACAACAACAGAUAAUUAACUGCACUUAUAAGCUUCAAAAAUAGCUUUACAAACCAUUUUCUUAAAAAACAAAAAAAGAAUGACGUUUUUAGAUUUAUGUUGGCAUCAUUCAAGCAUUUAACUCCAGUCGUAAAUAACUAUAGAAAUAAAAUUGUAGAAAUACGAUAAAAAUAACUAAAGUAGUGAGAUUUUUUUGGUGGUUUUGUAAGCUUUUUUAGUUUGUUUGAAGUCAUCUAGUCUGUUUUAGGACCAGCUGAAAACUCCUUACAGGAGCUUUAACAGGAGCAAACGUAAACAGCACCAUAAAUCAUGACCCUCCUCCUUUAUAUAUGCCAAAGCUUCAUAUAAUCAUGUACUAAAUUUAGCUAUUAUCAGGAAGGCAAAACAGCUGCUCAUAAUUCAAACACAGAAUUAAAGUUUGUAUUUCAGCUGCUUUUGGCCAAACUUUUGCAUAACGCCAAGUCAGAGUUGGAGAAGUCCACAGGUGGCUGUGAAGUUGUAGGUGCUCACAUUAGCAUCACAGUUGUUGUCUGCAGCCUCCACAGAGCACAUUAGCAGCUUAACUGCGAGACAAAGUGGCCUAUUCUUCCAGCCCUGCGUUGCAAAUGAGGGCAUUCUUGUGAAUGUAUCCUGGUCAGACCAUCGUGGAAUGCCCAGAGCACGCAAGUUAAAACAAAUACCAUAGAGUGUCUUCUCCAAGUACAGCAGGAAGCUUUGUGCACUUUGCGAAUCUUUGGGUGGGGGGGGUUCUUUUGCGAAUGUCCGUGGGGAUGUCGACGGCUAAAAAAGCGAGAGACUAAACAAGUAGCUGUGUUGUUUGACGGCGCUGUGAGUUAAGUUGGCAGAGUGUAUUUUAGAAAGAGGACAUGGAGGGAAGUUUGGUAAAGUAAAGGUCAAGUGGAAGAUGUCUGUGUAAUUUACUGUGCUGCCCCUUUAAAUAGAGUUUAAGAUGUAUCACAGAGGAUGCUUAUAGAUUUAUGGCCAACGUGUCUCGGCUCCUUGUACAUAUGUUAUAGAGACAAAGCCCCUGUAUGAGUCCAGUGUCUGUUAAUGUGUCCACACUGUGUACUCACCAUGAAAAGGAAUCUGUUUCACACUCCCCGCUCUUUAAAAACAGAUACUCUUCUACCCUCAGACCAGCUCAUCACAACAAAAGCUGCAGUAUGUACUGACAAGGCCGAGACGUUCCACCCUGAAGCCUGCAGCCCCCGAGGUCCCUCAGUGAACUCAGCGCAAUGAGAUCAUCUAAUUAUGUGUGAUAAUUUAGGAAAUCCCUGAGGACAGAGAGGAGCUCGUCAAAAAAACACUGACGCUUGUUCGAAUCUAAACAAAACCAACAGAUUUCAGCUGCUUUAACACAUGAAAGAUCUUUUUAAUCUACGCAUUAACUCAACAAUUAGUCGAAUUUCAGGGCUGUAAUGAUUGAGUAUACAAACAUAAUCAAUCAGAUGAUUAACUUUUUUUGUUGCGUGCUUCUUUUUAGAUGUAUUUUCUCAAAUCGGUCAAUAUUUAAGAACACAUGUUUGACUUGCUGCAACCAACAACUUCUAUUAUCAAUUUUUUCGCUUAAUGUUUGCAUGGACGAUCAAUUUAAGGCUUCGAUCUGAUCUGUAAAAUUAGGUUAGAAAAUUGUGAAAUAGCUGUUUUACAGUCUCCUAAGGCCUUGCUUGACCUCUUCAAAUCGCUUGUUCCGCUUUACCAAAAACACCAAAACAUUUGAUAUUUGACUUUUUAAGGUGCCAGAAGUUUGCCGAAGAAGAUGAGGAUGCGUGUGCCUCAUAAAGAUUUUAUCAAUGCAUGUCCACAUUAUCAUUUUUUAGUAGACUCAUCUAUUUUCUCAAUUUUACAGACUAAAAUCCAACUGUUGCGUCUGCUGUAGUAUUUCAUUUUUAAUCCACAACUUUUUUUUUCCUCGCUUUUCUCGCCCUUAAUGACCUCUUUGUUUCCAUCCUGAGUGUUGGAGAAUAAGAGAGAGAGACAGUGUAUGAAGUCCCCGCAGUAAUCCUUUGUUUCUAAUUUUAGACAGUGACAGCUCUCACCUCUUUCAACAGAGGAGAACACAUAUAGAAAGACUGUGUCGGUGCAUGUAUGCAGGUAUGCGUGCAGGGCCGGCAGUAUUGGUUUCCUGCCUGACUGUCUGUCUGGGACACCAAAGAGAACAAGAGGUGAAUCAAAGAGGGGUUGUGAGAUAAUCAGCAGAGGAGGAAAGUAGGAAAGUUGAGUCUUUGCAGUCAAAGAUGUGGAAGUGUAACCUGCAAAAGAGACAAAAAUUACAGGAUAUCAGGAAUCACUGGGAUGCUGUUUAAACAAGCGAGAGCGUAGACAUCAGCAAGGAACAACCAUCAGAUUUAUAACAUAAGGUAUGAAAAUUUACUGUUUACUGUUACAACUAUUGGCUUUAGGGCAACAUUGGACUCAGAAACAAACCUUUGAUUUUUGCGGAUUAAUCCUUUAAUUUAUCGACAAUUGUGUGAUUAUAAUAGGCACGUGUUAAAUAUCUUUAAUAUUCUUUAAACCAGUAAUAAAAAAGUAAAAACAGUAAACAAAGACAAAGAAAUCAGACACCAGAGCGUCCUCUACAAACUACCAAACUUCAACUAAACAAUGAUCUUUUUUUUUUUUUUUUUUUAACACAACCCAACAAACACAACCUUCAGGCUUAUUAAAAAAGCAAGAGUGUCGGAAACACACUCUUGUCACACUUUUGGCGACCAGCUGUAACAAAAUGAAAAAAUAGUUCCCACAAAGAGGACAGCACACUCUGUAAUCCUCGAGGUCAGAGGGGAUGAAGGCUGGAACCAACCCGAUGAGACAGACAGGAUUGACUGCUUCAUGUAUGUUGUUACACCAGUCAAAGGGGAACCCAGCCUAAUUGGACAUGUAGACCUUUUUUAGAUUUAUAUGACUUACUUUGAUAUUUAUGUCUUUAAAGGAAAAAUACAGAAUUAGUUUAUGAUCUUGUCUCUAUUUGGAUAGAAGAGUUUUAAGGCAAGGGAUUAGAGAACAAUGAGACAAGGACUUUUUUCGGUUUGCACUUUUAAAAAAAGUUAAAAUUUUAAAAGAAAAAGUCAAAAUACAAUUUCAAGAAAAAAAAAAAAUGACAAAUUGAAUGACAACUUAAAAGUGGUAAUGUCACACUCCUGUGUUCAAGCAUCUUCUGUAUUUUGUAUUUUCAUUGCGCCGCAGUUCAUCGCUGUUUUGAUUCUGAUGGUGCGUUCGAGUUACCUCGGAAGUCAGAAGUCCGAGCUGAAAAUUACAUCACACCCGAGUUACUAGCGUUUCAUGUACUAAGUCGGAAAAAAGCAAGAUGAAAGCAAGAAAACAAGAUGGCUACAUCUACGAAAGUUAUUUUAGCGCUUGCCUCGUUGGAAUAUAAGGCAAUUUUCGUCGAUGUAGCCAUCUUGUUUCCACCUCCAAUUUGGCUUUUUGCCAACUUGGUUAUUGAAACGUUGGCAACUCGGGUGUGAUGUCAUUUUCAGCACCGACACCUGACUUCUGAGGUAACUUGAACGCACCACAAGUCUUAAAAGAUGCUACUCGUGUGACAGGAAAGAGAAAAGGCUUCCUUGUAAAAUAAUGCUGUGUCCGAAAUGAAUCACUCAGUCCCUAACCCCUAACCCCCAUAUGGGGUUUCACUAUAUAGUUGACUAUGUAGUGAGCUCAAUCACAGGAGGUUUCGGACACUACAUGGCAAGACGCAAUGCAUGGCGGGAUGCCCACCACUGGUGAGUGACCAUCAGAUGGUCACUACAUUUUGCAAUGCUCUAUGGAAAAUUUUGAGUCACUCAGGUUUCUGACACCCCUCAAAAUGGCGCUAACCCCCAUAUAGUCGCCUAUAUAGGGAUUGAGUGAUCCAUUUGGGACACAGCCUAAAGCUAUUGGUUCCUUAACAGAUGUAAACCAUUGUUGCCUUGGUAACAGGUUAAAGUAGGAAGCUUCUGUUUUCAUUGACCUAAAACUUUGAUUACAUGAGAACAAAAGGCAGAAAAAAACGUGUUAAUUUAAAAGUAUUCAAAUGUUUAAUCAGUUUCAUUCUUAAACCACUGGAAACAAAACUUCUAUAAGGUUCCUGGAAGUAAACAUAAAUCUAUCAGUUCCUUAGAUAAGCAAUAACCCAGACUCGUAAACAUGUUUUAAAGAGCCACAGUGGUAAAUGACGACAGUUCACACAGUCUGUACAGUUCCUCUCUGUCUUUGCUGCUUUAUUUUAGCCAGCUGCUCAGAUUAUAAAAAUAUGUUAUAUUUUAAAACUGGUGGGAAAAAAAUUUGUUCACAUUUUGGUGAACAAUCAUGAAUGGCCUAAAUUGUAUAAGCCAGGCUGCAUGUGCUAGUUUGAGUCUUAACAGAGCAGAAUGACGGACAGUGCGGACAUUUCUUUUUGUUGCAAAGGUCACGAAAGGUUGAGUGUUUACAAGUCAGAGAAGCAAUACAGAGAAACUUCUGAAAUUUUCCUGUUAAACAUGAUUUUUCACUUUUGAGAAGUUUAUUUCAGACUUGUUCUUUUGCUGAAAAUUGAGUUUCAACUUUUUCUCAAAAUUUGGACUUUAUUCAGAACAUUUUGUGAGUUUUUAGUGGCAAAACAAAAACCCUCUUCUGAUGUAUUUUUCCUCAUCUUUGGCCCAAAUACUCUUGUGUAAGUUUCCCCUCUCUCUGUAAGCAUUGAGGAGCGCAGAUACAAUCUAUUUAGGUUCACUCUCACUUCCUCGCUUCUCUGAUUGUUUUCAUUUUGAUCCACAUAUAGGAUCACUUCUUCAUUACUGUCCUUUUCACCGACACUUCACACAGAUUUAGGAAAAGGUUAGUGGAAAAGAAUGGAGCAACCAUGACUUUAAGUUAAAGUUACUGUCAGUCUAAAAAAAAACAUGCAAACUUAAAAAAAAAAAGUUUACUUUCAUUCAGUUUAGGUUUUGAAAUCAGCUGCACAUAACCUUCCUAAUGUGCUCAGUCAAUAUGGAUCAAUUUUGUUAUCCUUAAGUGUGGAUUUGGCUUAAACAAAACAUCUGAACUGUUACAGAAUAUAGAGAAACGUUAGAGACUGACAAACAAAAUAGAUUUCUGAUUCAUCAUGCAGAUAAAUGAGCACCUGAGGAGCACAGAAACAAUAAAUCAACCACCAGAUAGAUGAUUUGCAACUAUUUUAAAAGUCGUGAAAGUAUUUUAGGGGUUUCUUACUUAACAUGCACGAUCCCUCAAGCUGUUAGAGUGACUUUUUCCGAUUUUCUUCAUGUUUUGUGACAUAAUACAGAUAUUUGUAUGUUUUUGACAGUUUCUCAGAUAAGAAUGACCCCAAAGCAAUAAAUCAAAAUGUUUAAAAACUGACUUAAUCAAGAUACUUUAUAAGACUCCAGCUGAUGUGCACCCUUUCAUCUCCAAAUGGAGCUAAAAUUAGCGGCGGUUUAGCUGUUGAAUGAAACAGUUAAGUAGCAUUCACGGCUGUUUACCCAUUUCAACACAAUAACAACAAAAUAAUUGGAUUGAUUAUUUGUGGCUCAAGUAUUUCCUUCAGGAUUAGGUUUCUAAAUACUCUGCUGCCCUUUACACGCAUUCAGUCUAUUUUCAGGACCAGCGUCACUGUGGUCGAUUACGUGAAAGCGUUGCAUUUUUGGGAUAAAGUUGUGCCUGUGUGCUGCAGCGGACUGACGAUCUGAUAAAGAGUGGAAGUGAUGCUGUAGCUUUUAUCAGUUAUUGUAUGACACUACUAUCAAUUAAAGACUAUUAUAAGAACAAAGCGGAGUUUGAAGGGGUCUAUAAGUGAGCAGAUCUAAUGAAUCAUUGUUCCGCACUUUAGCACAAAGCGGCAUUGACGUGCUGUCUGUAUGUUUUUACCCCCCUCGGUGGUGUCAGCUUUACGGCCCUGUAACGACGAUUUACAACCUCAGGUGAUCUCAGUCAUACCUGAGGGAUAUAUGUUAAUGUUCCUCUCACAUGAGCAUCUUCUGCAGGACAAUGAUUAUGUCUGUGAGCAUGAAGGGGAGAGACUGUGAAAGAGUUCCUGUUCUGCUGCUGCUGCGGAGGGGUCAUUUUGACAGUCAGGGGAAGACAUCUCUGCCGGAUGUAGAUGUGAAUUUAUCAAAAAGUGCAAACACACAGGAGACAGGUGUAAAAAGUUUGUAGAAAGUUGUCAUUUGCAGGAAAUUUAAAGCUGUCUUUGCAUGAUUUUAAACAUAUGUUUUGCAAGAUUAUGCAACUUUGUUAAUCAAUUUGCAUAAAUCGGCUAGUAAUAAUACAGUUAAAUGCAAUUUUUCCUCUUUAUAAAAAUGUAAAAUGUAAAUAUUCUUUAUCUAUACAGCCCUUUACAAGUGCUUUACAAUGCAUAGAAAAUAAAAACGAAUAAAUUAAAACAAUAAAAGCAAUAAAAAAAGAGCAAGAUACAAUGCAAUAUUAAAAAUAAAUAGGUUUUUAAUCGGGAUUUUAACAGGCCCAUGUCAGAAAUAAGUCUAACUUCAGUUCGGAGCUUAUUUUAAAGCCUGGGACCAGCAUAUGCAAAGGCUUGGUCACCCCAGUGUUUGUGUUUUGACCUGGGCACCUCCAGCAGAAGUUGAUUUGACGACCUCAGAGCUCUACCUGGCCCCCCAAAGAGGCCGUUAAGAGCUUUAAAAACAAACAUUAAAAGUUUAAAAGCAAUUCUAAAAGAAACACUCAUGUCUAUUAGUCCUACUUGUUUGAAGUUGCUGUAAGGAGUCAAUCAUUUGAUAAAUCUGUUCAAUAAGCAGAGCCUUUCAGCUGUCUGCUGCACAACGCAGACUUAAGCAUAUUUCACAGAAGCAGAGGAAAUUUCGAGGUAGCUUAAGGUUGGUCUACCGCCGGUGACCUCCGCAGCUCCGUUAAUGAAGCUAAAUCCUCUGAGCUUAAGCAGAACAAAUACAUCAACUUAAAAAAUGAAGUUAUUCAUCACUUCCAAGACAGAGUGCUUGUUGUUCCUGCUUUGAAAUGUCAUUUAGAGACACGACCUGCAGACGAAAAAAGAUGUUACAGAUUGUAUUUAAUUCGAUUUUAAGGGGCUUAAUGUGCGUGCAGUAAUGUUUCCAAAGCAUUAGCGCUGUUAAAUGCACAGUGCUGGAGUGGGAACACACACUUAGCAUCCACAGGGUUAAAAAAAAAGAAAAAAAAAGUGGAUGCGACUAACAGAUAGCCCCGGGCAGGUUUCAGUAAAAGGGGCGGCCUUCUAAAACAAAGGCACAUAGUGUUGGCCCCACAUCCUGACAUCAAGUGAUACACCAUAAAGGAAUAAAUUCAGAUUUUACAUAAAACAACACAAAUCUGAAAAAGCUCAUUGUGCUGCGCUGAGAUUCCCUGACAUGCAUAACUAAUGACUUUUUCUUGCCUUUUAAAAGAUGAGCCUGGAUGUGUCUGUCCUCAAACUAGCAGGCUCAGUCUCUCCUGCUGCAUCCAAGAGGGAAGCAGCAGCCGCGCAGCUUCCAUUAGACAGACUUUUUACAUGCUUUAUUUUUUUUUAUUUGUAACUAGAAAAGUCGCUUUUACUGUUUCACGAUGCUUGAGAUGCUCGGAUACCAUCAUUACGAGGUAUGUCUAAAAUCAAAGUUAUCUAUUUUACAGAGAGAUGCGUCUUUAUAUCCAUGGGAAUAUUACAGCAUGCGACUUAAUUCUACAUGCUUUAGUAUCUUAAAGACGAAUUUAUGCCUUCAACUGCAACUUAAUGCAUCUUUGUUUGGAUUCACACUUCCCAUUGUGCCUCAUUUUUAUAUCUGCUGAUCAGAUUUCAUUCAAUAACUUAAAUGGUUUAAAUAUGUGCUUUAAGGAAACAGCUCUGCCUCUUUUUUGAACAUUUUACACCCUUACGAUUUUUGUUUUUUAAGUUUAUUUGUCUGCAAAAGCUUCUGCAGGAUCAUCAGUGCUCCGUGAAGGAUUAAUUAUCCGCAGCAAUCAGACUCAUCCAUAUCCAGGGAGUGCAAAGACAGGGGUGUGAAUGUUAAUUUUCAUGCCUAAAUUAUGUGGACUGCAUGUGAAGAGAAGCAGAAAGCAGAGAUGUUUUUCUCCACUGAGACUCUUUUGAAAUAACCACAUUUGACAGCGUCUCAAGGAAAUGCAUAAUGCAGCGAAAGGCUUUGAAAUCUGCGCCGAGUUUAUUUUGAUAUUAAAGUCACAACUUUGCAAUACUGAAGACAGGCAAGACUUUGAGGUAUAUUUAGAGUCUUUUUAUCUAAUAAAAGACCACGCUGCCUGCAAAAAAAAUCCUAAAAUGUGACUGCAAGAAUAACACAGCUGGAUUCGUUUCAUAAACUCCUCUUCCUCACUCAUGUUUUGUCAUGUUUUAGGCUGUGGUGCACACUAAUGUGAUUAAUUUCACAUAAAGCAGCAUUUUUCCUAUUUUUAUAUUCUUCUGUCCUCCUUCUCACUCUUGUCUUCAUUUCAUUUUUACACCUAAAGGUCCAGACUCACCUGGAGAACCCGACCAAGUACCACAUCCAGCGCUCCCAGCAGCAGCAGGUGAAGAGGUACCUGGGAAAGCUUGGCUCUCAGGCAUUGAGCUUGCCCUGCCCCAACCAGUCCUCUGACCACGGGGGCAUGCCGCCAGGGCCGGGCAACAGCGCCCCCAACAGCCCUAUGGCCUUACUGACCCUGAACUCUAACUGCGAGAAAGAGGUGAGCUCUUGUUCAGGCGUGUUUCUUUAAGUGACACUUCAUUAAUGCAGUAAUACUCAUGUGUGAUUUUUUUUUUUCCUUUGCUGUAGAUGGAUGAUGUCAUUGACGACAUUAUUAGUCUGGAGUCCAGUUACAGUGAUGACAUCCUCGGCCUGAUGGACCCAGGACUUCAGAUGGCGAACACGGUGUGUGUUUGUGUGUUUGCUUUUGUCAAAGCAUCCUCAACACAGAGUCUGUACACAGACAAAGAGCCUCCCUGUUUCCAAAGGUCAUAACACAAGGGUUGUUUUUAUGCGUUAAGAGAAAAAAAAAACAUCUACAUUUAUUUUAAACCCUGAAUGGUACCAUUGAAAAAACAAAAUGUCAAGCUUGUGCUUUUGCCUUUGCUGCUCGCUUAGUUUGCUGCAGUAAAUUUAAAAUUAAAAUAAGCUCGGCUGCCUUUUCAGGAGGGGUUACAGACCCCAGCUGUGGUUUCACAAAUUGAAAGAAAUCAUUUGCAGUCCUCUCUUUUCUUGUCACUCAGAGAUGGUUUGAUAACCAGCAGAGACUCGAAGAAAUCCCUGCACCUGGCUGAGAAUCACUCGUCUUAAAAGCACAAAUUUUUGUGUUUGAGGAUUAAACAAAUAAAAAAAAAACAGUUGUUAAUGAGAAUUAAUUAGCUGUUGUGCCAGACUGGCUUUCUGUUUUGAUGCUAAGUAAGGCUAAGUUGAGUGGUAGCUGGUGGUGGCCACACAAAAAAGGUUAGAAUUCUUAGUAAAAAAUCAGAAUUUAAAAAUGUUGAACUAUUCUUUUAACUCGAUUUGAUUCAAUUUUAUUUAGAUUACCAUUAGCUAACAUACCUGGUGGCAACUACUCUUCCUUGGGUCCAUUAAAAAGUCACAUAAAAUAAUCAAACACAUGUAAAAUGAAACUAAACUUCCAAAUAAUAUGAAAAGCUACAAAGUAAAAAAAUAAAAUAAGAUAAAUAGAUAAAUAAAAUUCUAAAAAGAUCAAAUAAAAAAUAAAAUUUUAAAAAGAUUUAAGAAAUUAAAAAAUAUAAAUAAAUAUGUAAAACUUUAAAAAGAUAAUAAAUAAAUAAAUAAAUACAAUUUAAAAAAGAUUAAAAAAUAAAAAUAAAUAAAUAAAUACAAUUCAAAUAAGAUUUUAAAAAAUUAAAAAUAAAUAAAUAAAAUUAAAAAAAGAUUUAAAAAAUAAAUAACAUUUUGAAAAGAUUAAAAAAAAAUAGAAAUAAUUAAAUAAAAUUUAAAAAAAGAGAAAUAAUUAUAAUAGGCUACUUUUGUGUCCAAACUCUUUCCAUAAUUCUUAUUGUGUGGCUGUGAUAGCUGCUUGAUGUCUGCGCUGUGUGUCCUCAGAUCGCUGUUCCUGCCAACCUCAUGGACAUGUAUGGUAACCAGGGAAUGUCCCAGCAAGGUCUGCCCAUCAGCAACUCCUGCCCUGCCAACCUGCCCAACAUCAAAAGGGAAUACUCUGGUAAGAAAAGACUCAUGAACACUUUGUACAUAAUGAUCAGACAGUGAAAACGACAGGAAUGGCUAAAUUAAUGGAAGACUAAAACUAUGAAGGAGACGCUCUUGAUAAAUACUUAAAAAUGGAACAAAGUGAGUACAGUGAAGUCAAAAACAUAUGUAGAAAACAAGUAGGUGUUUAGUUUUAAAUGUCCUCAGAGCUUACUGUUCGAUCCUCUGUCCUCUCUGAGUCUUUUAAAAGUUCAAACGUGUUUUCACAAACAAGAAAGCCACACAUAACUCCCUCAGAAACACGCCGCUCCGGUUGUAAAAACAGAUUUUCCCUCCAAGGUGGAACAUCUGACCAGACAAGGGAAAGUUUCUGUUUAAGAUAGAAAUGACCCAGCGAGACCUAGCUUACCAAAGACCUUAUAUUGUACCGAACAAAACCACUCAUAACUUGAUCUUUUACGCCUAAUUAGCAGUUCUUUUUUGUCUCUUAAGAUUAGUUUGUGUAACUUUGAAAACUGGAGAUUUAUGAUGAAGGAGAAGUUAAAACAACAAUAUGUUCACUACCAUAUUUUUCCAACACAUCUCUAAUUCUUCUUCUUUUUUCUUCUUUGUGUUGUUUUAUCGUUUAGUGUCGCAGUCCCCAGCCAUCAUGCACAUGCUGGAUAAGUCGGGAUCCUGCGGCAAAUUCGACAACUAUCAAAGGCCCGAAGGGUUCCCCGUGGGUACGUGUGGUUAGCUUGCCGCGUGUUCUCGACGCCUCCUCUGCAAUGAUUUGUUGUAUUCGAUUGAUUGAUCUAAAUGUUUCUUCUAGAAGCAGAGGUAAGAGCAAUGGCAAAGGAGAGGCAGAAGAAAGACAACCACAAUCUGAGUGAGUUUAAAGUGAACUAAAACUCCAUAAAUGCACAUGUUAAAAGAAAGUACUUAAACUUCUUUAUUAUUGGCGUGGUUUUAUUUAUAAUUCUCAUGAAUCGUUUUCUUUUUUUCAUCUGUAGUUGAAAGAAGACGACGGUUCAACAUCAACGAUAGAAUCAAGGAAUUGGGAACUUUGAUUCCUAAAUCAAAUGACCCGUGAGUAAUCCCCUUUUGAUUUAAUAUUAGCUGGAAAAAAAUGUGUAAUUACAUUGCUGAAAAGACACCCUUUACUAAUUUGAUUAAAAUGAAAAACACAGAUCAAGUUCUGUGUAAGAAAAUGUAUCCUAAAGUUCAGCUGAAGCUAAUAUGAGGUUUCAGCCAUCGAAAUUAAUCAAAUCAAGUAACCAUGCUCCACAGUUGCAGUCUUGGAUCGUGUAAAAACCGCUUCUUUGUGAUAAAGAGAUUGCUGUCCCUCGAGACACACAGGGAUAUGUUGUACGAAAAAGACUGUAAAGCCUGAAGUGAACUAUCUCAUAUUAAAUCCUCCCAUUGGCUUCAGUUGAUCUCUCGUUUCCUCCAUGUGAGACUUGUUUUCGACAGAUAUCCGAGGGGUGUGAACUUCGGCGAGGCUCGGUUGAUUUCACAGGCUUCAAAGAAGAGUCAUAAAAUAUGUGAAAAGAUGAAAUAUAGAAGUCGGUUGCACAUGAACUGAUUACAAUCAUCUUUAGAGAAAAUCUGUGCAGACUAACCCGCAUGCUCCGAGGUCAGAGGAGACACUUUUCUGUGAGUCCCUGACCCACGACCUUCUAGAGGUUCAGGAGAAAUCCCUGCAGCCCUCCUUUUGUUGUGUCUACCCACCCGAGGCUGUUUUGCUAAACCCCAGCUGGGCUCUCCACCCACAUAUACGCCUCCACACACACACACACACACACUUACUCAAAGGAGCUGAUUUCUUUUCAACCACUAACAUCAGUCAUUCUUAAAGUGACACAUAUACUCACCAGGAUUCAAAAUUCAUUUGUUUGUGAAAUUCUGUUAAAAUAUUCAUGAAACUCCAAACAUAAUCACGAUUUAACAAAUCCUACGUCCUGAGGGCAUCUGACCACGUCGAACCCGGAGUCAUAACCCCUCUCAGACAGAGACAAGUGAGACAUUUGCUCUGUAACAUUUCGCCGGUUAAAAAUAGAUCAUUUCCCCCUCUGGAAAACUUCCACUGCAACCUUUUCUCUGUCAGGAUGUUCAGGGUUAUCCUUAUGACUCCUUGUGAUAUGAGUCCAGGGCAGGAGUCAGUCGUGCAGAAGCACUCGGCCUCUUGUCUGCUGCUCCACCUCUGUGACCUUCUCAUUAAUCUUCUCUAUCUGUGUGGAGCUGGAUGAGUGGUCCAUUGUAGCCCUGGUCAGAUUCGUCUAAACUAGUUUGUGUUUCUGGAAACUGGUGAAGUAAAAGCGAACCCCUCUGAUUUUCAGGGACAUGCGCUGGAACAAAGGCACCAUCCUGAAGGCCUCGGUGGACUACAUCAGGAAGCUGCAGAGGGAACAGCUGAGGACCAAGGAGCUGGAGAGUCGCCAGAAGAAGCUGGAGCACGCCAAUCGACACCUGAUGUUGAGGAUACAGGUACACCGUUUUUCGCAGCUUUGUUUGUUGAGAUUUCAUAAUCACACAAAUAGAUAUAAUAAAUGUGUUAAGAACAGACAACAACCAGAACUAAACAGGACAUGGAGGGACAGCUGUUCACACCAACACCAGCUGAGAAACAUUGAUUGAACACACUGAGUUUGUCAGUGAGGAAUAAAAAACCUCUGAAUGUUUGUUCGAAGAAAAAGGAUCAGUCAUUCACAGAAGCGGAUUUAAACCGAAAAAGUCAAUAAACCAUUUCCUAGAGUAAACUCAGCCUUCCUAAAAACGCUCCAAUAUGAUUUAAUCCGGUCAAAAAUACGAGGUUUUGAUGCUUAGACUGAAGAACCGGCCGAUAGUGAUACACUUCAGACACCUUAUGUGUGAAAAAUAUGUGCAAAGAAGUGGUGGAAAAACUCUUAAAGGGAUAUUUCUGUAUUUUUUAAGUGUUGUUGUAAGAGUUGCAUGAAACUAAUAAGUGCAGUCAGCUUUGCCCCAGCAGAAACACAACAGUAGGUAUGCAAAUCCUGCUAAUUUAGAGAGACUUUGAUCCAAACACUCAUCUCGAUUCAAGUGUGCACUCUACUGUGAUUUCUUUCUGUGUGUUAGAUGUGUUUUUGCUCUCUUAAAGGGAUAUUCUGGUACAAAUAAUGCUCAGAACAGCACCUAACUUCAUCAACAGUACAUAUAGGGUCCCAGACACAUCUUUAAAUUUGCCUAAUUUCUUUAGUUAAGAGACGAAACACAACUCACCUACUCUCCUCCAGCAGCCGCUUGUUUGUAGCGAGACCUCAGGCCAGUACAUUACGGACUUCAGAGGGACGACGCAGCUCAAGGAAGAACAUUUAUGAUCAUUUCUUCAUGGAAAUCAAUCAGAUCAAGACGAGGCAGAAGAACUACUGCAUCUGCAGUGCAAAAUGAUUAAAAUGGUGAUUAUUACUUCAAGAAAAUGAUAAAGAAAUGGUCAUAAAUGUUCUUCCUUGAGCUGCGUCACCCCGCUGUUGUCCAUAAUGGACUGGCCUGAGGUCUCGUUACAAACAAGCAGCUGCUGGUAGAGAGUAGGUGAGUUGUGUUUAGUCUCUUUGCUAAGGAAAUAAGGCAAAGUUAAAAAGAUGUGGCUAGUGCUAUAGCUGGGACCCUAUAUGUACUGUUGAUUAUUUGUGGCUAUAGAGUGGCGUUUUGGUUGAGGUUUGUUUAUGGCUCCUCAGACCGCUGUGUAUUGCUAUCCUGUGGUCGUUACUGAAGUUGAUAUAACUAGAGAAGCAAGCAGUUGGCAACAUUCAUCUCUCGAGGGGGUGUCUAACUCGGUGUUACGGUGUGUUUGACCCUAAAUUAAUUUUACACUGGAAUAUCCCUUUAACACCCUUUGCUGGCAGCAUAUUGUACUUUGGAGACAGAUACUGAGACUUUUAGAGGGAGAAGGCUGGACCACCACUAGUGCAAGUCCAGACAAACAUCUCUGGGUGAAAGUUAAACACCUGAAAUACUGAUCUGUGUUUUUGUAUGCUUGUCUGUGUUUUGCAGGAGUUAGAGAUGCAGGCUCGAGCUCACGGUCUCGCCAUCGCCUCUUCAGCCCUCUGCUCAGCUGAACUGGGAGCCCGGACCAUUAAGCAGGAGACCGCUCUGGAGGACUGUCACCAGGACCUGUACACUCUCCACCCUCACCACCAACACCACCAGGCCUGUACCCCAGAGCCGCCCGGCGCCCUGGAGCUAAACGAGGGCCACUCUAACUUCCCUGAGGGUCACUACGGCGUCCACGGCAAGACAGGCUCCAAACUCAACGACAUCCUCAUGGAAGACACCUUAUCCCCGGUGAGAGGGGGGGACCCUUUGCUCUCGUCCGUCUCCCCAGAUGCCUCUAAGGACAGCAGUCGCAAGAGCAGUGUAAGCAUGGAUGAGAACGAGCAGGGCUGUUAGCACCCCCUGCUGGAAGACACCUCGCCUGCAUCUGCAACCCCUCAAUCCUGCUGUCCUUGUCAGCAGCUAACACACUCCCAGCUGCUGAAGAGGUUUCACACCAUUUUGUUUUUACUGUUUUAUUUUGUUUGUUUGUUUGUUUUUUUCUCCCACUUUUGUUUACACGUAUUGAAUCUUCUCCGUUUAUUUUUUUUGUUAGUUUUUAUAAUAUCUCUGCUUUUUUGAAGCCCUCCAUCUUGAUUUCAAGGACUGAUUUUGAAGUAAUUUUGCUUUAAUCAACACUUUGAUGACAAUGAGAUACGAAAAUAGAAGUUUUUAUAUUUAAAAAAAAAUAUGCAUUUAUCUUUGGAUAGAGGCUAGAUGAUGUUUAUUUCUAUUGAUUCCAAAGAAUCUAGGGAAGUUUUAAAUCAUGGUCAGAAGUGUAGAUAUUUAACGGUGAGAUGAACACUGCUUUUUAAAUCAAUAGCAAUAAUAGAAGAAGAAAAUAAAUCUAUUUAUUUUAGUGCUUUACACUCCCUGUGUCUUAGAUUAAACUUGAAUGUGUCGAUGCCUUAUGAAGAUGUGUAUACAUCCUUGUUGUUUUGCUAUGCACAUAUUUUGGCUCUUAGCUGCGUCUUUGUCGGUCCUCCUGUUGAAAUUCUUUCCCUGACAAAUAUAAAAUCACCUGUAGAUUUGAUCUAAUUUAUGUAUCUAUAAAAACAGGACUUUAUUCACACAUUCCCGAUUAAAAAAAAAGGUAAAUGUACAACAAGGCAUUUGAAGGAGCCUUGUGAGAUAAUGAGAAAUAAAAGCACAUCAAAUUAUGAACUUUAAAUGUCUCUUUUCAGGCAGUUAAAACGUGCAAAAUUUGUUUUGAUACUGGCAUUUUUCAGGCUUUAUUCAGUGUCAAAAUGAACAAGAAGCAGCAUAAUAAUGGAUGGUCCUGUUCUGACUGCUCAGCAAUGUGUAUCUGACAUGUUAAGAAUAUAUAUUUUUCACAAAAAUGAUGACAUUUUGCAAAAAAAAAUACUAAAAAAAAAGUUUUUGUGUAUAUAUUUAAGUCUCGAAACUAUGAAAAUCUUGGCUCAAAUCAAAGUUAGAAAGCCUGCUGUAGCCCUGACACAUGCACACAAAGCUGAUUUCACUUGAUAGAUCUGAUUGUUUCGUAAUCCUUUAAAUUUUAAUCUAAUCUGAUUAACCCAAAAAAGAUGAAUCACUUCAGUUUUUUAUUGUAUUGUCGUCUGGAGUGAUCGGACUGAAACCGAACUGCUACACACGGUUAAACCUUUCAGCCAUGUGUUGAAACAAGUGCUCAGUUUUUAUACUUGUCCAUCCAUUUCCUAAAUUAUUGUUUUUUUUACAACACUGUGGUGACAUUUUACAUUCAGUAAGCUUUUUUUUUUCAUUAUGUGAACAUUUGUAUUGCCAAGGAGUAUAAGGAGACUGCUUUUGUAUGAAAUGCAUGAUGUUGUCCAACACUGGAUUGACCUCUGUAAAACGUGGUUUGUACGCCUUUUUUUUUUAUCAAAGCAUAAACUAACUGUUGUACCGGCUCUUUAAAAACAUACAUAGUUUUGUAUGAGAUUGUAGACUCUUUCAUUGUGCAGACGUUAUAAUGCAGCAGUUUUCAGCAGUUGUAGCACAUUGCAUAUGUAUGCCUUUGUUCAGACCUACCUGCCAUACAUGAAGAGCCCUGUUGAAGCGCAGCCUCCGUUUUUUUUAAACUAUGCAACGGUUGUAGACAAUGUGAUCUCCUUAUGAAUUAGUCUGAAAAAACGUCAAAGUAAUUACCUUGUUGAUUGAUUUAAGUGCCUUACUGUUGUUUAUUCUGUUAUCCUGGUGGUGUAGGAGGAGUUUUAGACAAUGAUGCAACAUUUUGUUAAUGUUUAUACAGUGUUUGGUGCUUCAUGGUUACACUGAAGAGUGCCAAGAUACAGUAGAGAAUAGUAGGAAAAGGCCUUUUGUAAGAACAAGAAAACACUUAAAGCCUCUUAGAACUACAAGAAAGGGUUUGUCAUUAAAGAACCCCGAAGUGCUCAGUAUUAAAUAAGUGAUUAUUUAACAUUUAAUCAGAGAUGGAAAUAGAUUUUAAAGUCAUUAAUUAACCGCAGAAUUUUGAGAUUACCCGAUAAAUUUGUAAAAAACCUGUGAUUAUUAUUUAAAUCAUAUUCAAAAAUUCAUAGCAACACUUGUUAUUUUACUUGUGUAAUUGUGAUUAUUUAUUUCACACAUCUUCAUUUGAUAUUGAACACUUUGGGAUGGCUGUGCGCUCUGUUUUUAUUUUUUUUGUUAUUGUGAAGGCAGUGUUUCCAAAGUUGAACUGAAUAUUUUGCAUCCUCUUUAGACUAGCAUGAAUGUAGCUCAAAGUGAUGACUGCCAAAUGUGUUGUUGCCAAAAUCGGAUAAAGUUAGUUUAUUUAACAGUUUAAAUAGCUUCUUCUUUCUCUUUUUUUUACGGUGUAGCAAAAGCACUUCUGAUAGCAUUGGUAUCCCUCUAUAGUUGCAAACAAACGCUAAAACAUGAUGGCAAUCGGGUCUUUAAGUACAGACAGGCAAUUUUUAUUGCCAAAUUAAAUUUUUUUUUUAAAAGUAGUUGAGGAUCUGUUGGUAAUUCCAGUUUCAACUGCAUCUUAAAGCAGGGUUCCUACGCAAGUAUGGAAAAGUAUGGAAGUAAUUUGAUCAAUUUCCAGUUCCUAAAGAGUAUGGUAAAUGAAAAAUAAAGUAUGGAAAAAUAUUUAUGUUAACAGACUAUAUUACCACAGUUAUAAAAUACUCUUUCUAAAAUAGAAAAGUAGGUAUUUCCAAAAAUAAUUCUAAAAAGUAGAGUAUGGAAAAGUAUGGAAAUUCCAACUGUGUAGAAACCCUGUUAAAGCUCCUGUGAGGAACUUUUUGUUUGUGUUGAUUCUGGCGCCCCCUGUGGACAAAGCAGCACCUGUACAUGGAGAAGUCCUGUUUCCAACAAAUAGUAUUUCACUGUUAUCAUCUUUGUCAUGGAAAUUUUAAAAAAUACCACUUAGGUAUUACCCGACGCUACCCCCUACCAUGAUUCUAGACAUUACAAUUAUUGGUAACACUUUACAAUAACCAUUAUCUAUCAAUGGUCAAUAGAUAAUUUAUUAAUGUUUAAUCAUCAUUUAAAAACAGCAUAUAGACCAAUUAUAAAUGGCAAAUAGUUUAUGAAUGUAAGUGAAUAGUUACUUUACCAUUAACAAGCCAUGAAAUUAUGAUUAAUAAUUUUCAUUAUUUAUUAAUGGACUAUUUAUUAAAGGUUUAAAUGUUGGUCGUAAAACAUCUAGAUUAAAAUAUGUGUCAGUAGAACUUUGUAAAUGAUUAAUAAGUGGUUUAUAAACCACCUAUAAACAUAACUAAGAUGGUUAUUGUGAAGUUAGGGUUAGGGUUAGGUUUUUAAAAGUAUAAGAUUUACAAUUUAUUAAUGGUCUAUAUGCUAUUUAUAAAUGGUCUAUUUACCAUUUAUAUGUUAUGGUCAUUGUAAAGUGUUACCCAAAUAUUAUAGUACAUAAAUAAUCAAUCCUGAGGCAUCAAUAUGAAUGUCAGUCUAUUUAGAAAGAAAACCCUCACAGGAGCUUUAAGUUUUAUAUUGAAGUUGAACUGAAGCUGCAGAAAGGCCCUAAAAGUGACACCAAAAUCCACAUACUGAGCCUUAAUAGAGCAAUACACACAGGCCUGUAACACUGCCAUCUGACUGAACCCAGAUCCACUUUUUUUUUUACUGAGUAGAUAGAUCAGCUAAACCUCAAAAAUGUGACAGAUUAGAAGGAACAUCAGCAUCACAUUAUGGGUCAACCACUACUGAAGACCUCUCUCUUCUGCUCACUCUCAUUCCUGUGGUUCACGCAGACGUCCUCCUCUGCUGAUGUUGCUACUGUUCUUAUUGUUACACUUUGUAUGACAUGAAUGUAGCAAUAGUUACUGUACGCACUGGUUUCAGAUUAGUGAGUUUGAACUCGUUGGUACUCAAUGUGGAACUGUCAUGUGAGAAAUAUUAAAAGUUUUAUUUGAAUGUUUAAA
This is a messenger RNA of Xyrichtys novacula (pearly razorfish), 43553 nucleotides long. Lineage: Eukaryota; Metazoa; Chordata; Actinopteri; Labriformes; Labridae. The record is from the annotation of a GenBank genome assembly.